AUGUCGCAGAGAUACGAUCAGUUCAUUGCAAAUGACGUGACAUCGAAUAAAUCUAAUGUCACGAGGCAAAUGCUUGUGAAGGAGUAUAAGAAGAUAGGCCACGGUGCGUUUGGAACAGUUGUGCAGGCUUAUUUGACGCCUGAUAACAACAAAUGGUAUGGUCCAUUCGCAAUAAAGAAAGUUCCUGCACAGACUGAAUAUAAGUCAAGAGAAUUGGAGAUUUUGAGAAUUGCAGACCACCCCAAUGUUGUCAAAUUGGAAUAUUUUUUCACACAUGUUUCACCAACAGAUAACAAGGUCUAUCAGCAUUUGGCCAUGGAGUGUCUUCCUGAGACACUCCAAUUGGAAAUCCAUCGCUAUGCAUCGAAUAAGUUAGAGCUCCCAUUGAAGCACAUAAAGCUCUACACGUACCAAAUCGCUCGGGGGAUGUUGUACUUACAUGCCCUCGGAAUAUGUCAUAGAGACAUUAAACCUUCGAACAUUCUCGUGGAUCCAAACACAGGAGUUUUAAAGAUUUGUGACUUUGGUUCAGCAAAGAAAUUAGAACAGAAUCAACCAUCUAUUAGCUACAUUUGCUCGAGAUUUUACCGAGCGCCAGAACUUAUUGUGGGUUGUACGCAAUACACUACCCAAAUAGAUAUUUGGGGAUUGGGCUGUGUCAUGGGUGAAAUGCUGAUAGGAAAAGCGGUCUUUCAGGGACAAGAACCUCUCUUGCAAUUACGCGAAAUUUCCAAGCUUCUUGGACCUCCCGAUAAAAAGUUCAUAUUUUUCUCUAAUCCUUCAUACGAUGGCCCCCUUUUCUCUAAACCAUUGUUUAGCGGAUCGGUUCAGGCUCGUUUUGAGAAGCAUUUUGGCCAUGCCGGACCAGAAGGUAUUGAUCUGCUGAUGAAAGUCUUAGUUUAUGAGCCAGAGCGAAGACCAUCGCCCAGAAGAAUCUUGGCUCACCCAUUCUUCGACGACUUGCGUAGGGAACGCUAUUUCUUCCCUCGUGGACAUACACAGCCGAAAUAUCUGCCCCCGCUCUUCGACUUUUCCCAAAUCGAGAUUCAGGUAAUCGGAGACCUCGCAUCUCAGGUUAUGCCUAGUGAGUGA
Molecule: messenger RNA, 1092 nt
Organism: Lachancea fermentati
Lineage: Eukaryota; Fungi; Ascomycota; Saccharomycetes; Saccharomycetales; Saccharomycetaceae
Source: the annotation of a GenBank genome assembly